CAGGAGGAAAUUUCAUUCUGCUAUUGGUGGUCAUGAACAUGAACUGGUCCUUCCAAACUCCAGACACAGUGAACCCAUGCUGCUACUUCCCAUGCCAGCACAAAGGUGUGUGCGUGAGGUUUGACCUGGAAAAAGCUACGAAUGUGACUGCACCCACACUGGGUACUAUGGAAGAAACUGCACCAUCCCUGAAUUAUGGUCCAGGAUUCGGGAUCUCCUCCGUCCAAGCCCUUCCUUCUAUCACUACAUCUUGACUCGUUUCAAGUGGUUUUGGGAUAUAAUAAAUGCGACUUUUAUCCGGGAUACAAUUGUCAGGCUCGUUUUGACAGUGCGAUCCAAUCUGAUACCCAGCCCCCCAACGUACAACUCUGCAUACGAUUAUAUCAGCUGGGAAGCCUAUGCUAACGUAAGCUACUUCACACGAGUUCUACCCCCUGUGCCAGAAGAUUGUCCUACACCAAUGGGAACCAAAGGAAAGAUGCGACUGCCCAACGCCACGUUCCUGGUGGAGACCUUUCUGAGAAGACGCCAAUUCAUCCCCGACCCACAGCGCACCAACCUCAUGUUUGCCUUCUUCGCCCAACAUUUUACCCAUCAGUUCUUUAAGACGUUUGGAAGGAUGGGGCGCGGGUUCAUUAAAGGAUUUGGUCAUGGGGUUGACCUCAGCCAUGUCUAUGGAGACUCGCUGGAACGGCAGCACACACUUCGCCUAUUUAAAGAUGGGAAGCUGAAAUAUCAGAUAAUAAAUGGCGAUAUGUAUCCACCAACAGUGAUCGAAGCUCCCGUUCACAUGAUCUACCCGGAGAGCAUCCCCAAAGAGAAGCAGAUGGCGAUGGGUCAGGAGGUGUUUGGGCUUCUCCCCGGAUUGAUGAUGUAUGCUACUAUUUGGCUCCGUGAGCACAAUCGGGUGUGUGACGUGUUAAAGAAGGAACAUCCCACGUGGGGCGAUGAGCAGCUCUUUCAAACCACAAGGCUGAUUCUCAUUGGAGAGACCAUUAAGAUUGUCAUUGAAGACUAUGUACAACAUCUCAGCGGCUAUUACUUGAAACUGAAAUUUGAUCCGAACUGCAACUGCUCUUUGGGGUCCAGUUUCAGUACCGUAACCGGAUUGCUGUGGAGUUUAAUCAGUUGUAUCACUGGCAUCCCCUAAUGCCCGACGGCUUCAUCAUCAUGGGACAGGAAUAUAACUACAGUAACUUUAUUUACAACUUUUCCAUGCUGACAGACUACGGAGUGGAAGCACUGGUGGAAUCCUUCACAAAGCAAAUUGCUGGAAAGGUAAGCUACCUCUAG
Molecule: messenger RNA, 1293 nt
Organism: Staurois parvus
Lineage: Eukaryota; Metazoa; Chordata; Amphibia; Anura; Ranidae
Source: the annotation of a GenBank genome assembly